AUGCUUCAUUCAUUGAGGCCAGCAGCCUCGAUGGCUCUGCGUGCCAAGCCCGCGGCUUCCUCGCUCGUCCGGAUCGCGCCUCGCGCCAUUGCCGCUGCUCCCAUCUCGACAUCUUCCCGCAAGGAUGCCGCUAGCGCUCUCACGCCCCAGGGGACCAGCGUCCUGCCGCGCAGGGAAGUGCCUCUCCCCAGCCAGGAGGGUACCAAGAGCGUGGUUCAAUAUGCUCUCACCACCCUCGACGUGAUAGUAAACUGGGCCCGCCAGUCCUCGCUCUGGCCCAUGACCUUCGGCCUCGCCUGCUGCGCCGUGGAGAUGAUGCACCUCUCGACCCCGCGCUACGACCAGGACCGCCUGGGCAUCAUCUUCCGCGCCUCGCCGCGCCAGUCGGACGUGAUGAUCGUGGCCGGCACCCUCACCAACAAGAUGGCCCCCGCCCUGCGCCAGGUGUACGACCAGAUGCCCGAGCCCCGCUGGGUCAUCUCCAUGGGCUCCUGCGCCAACGGCGGCGGCUACUACCACUACAGCUACUCCGUCGUCCGCGGCUGCGACCGCAUCGUCCCCGUCGACGUCUACGUCCCCGGCUGCCCGCCGACCUCCGAGGCCCUCAUGUACGGCAUUUUCCAGCUGCAGAGGAAGAUGCGGAAUACCAAGAUCACCCGCAUGUGGUACCGCAAGUAA
Sodiomyces alkalinus F11 is the source of this 678-nucleotide messenger RNA. RefSeq names its product NADH-quinone oxidoreductase. Bases 1 to 678 code for a protein of 225 amino acids. Lineage: Eukaryota; Fungi; Ascomycota; Sordariomycetes; Glomerellales; Plectosphaerellaceae. The transcript is spliced from 3 exons. Gene Ontology annotation, biological process: electron transport coupled proton transport; mitochondrial respiratory chain complex I assembly; aerobic respiration. The record is from RefSeq and is a predicted model, not a curated record. Gene Ontology annotation, molecular function: quinone binding; 4 iron, 4 sulfur cluster binding; NADH dehydrogenase (ubiquinone) activity.